GUCAAAAUACAAACCAUGAUUCCUUUUCUAUGAUUCAUGCAACAAACAAAUGAGUUAAAUACGUAUUACUCAUCAGUAGUUUUGUGAUAUUAAUUUGAAGCAAAGUUAACAAAAUGUUUUCUACAAAUCCGAAUUAUACGAAGCUCAAAACUCACUUAAGGCUGGCUAUAAACCGUCUUAAACUACUCGAGAAAAAGAAAACUGAAUUAGCUCUAAAAGCUCGCAAGGAAAUUGCGGAAUACAUAGCUGCUGGUAAAACUGAACGUGCUAAAAUCAGAGUGGAACAUAUAAUCAGAGAGGAUUACAUAGUAGAGGCAAUGGAGAUAGUUGAAAUGUACUGUGAUCUAAUACUAGCAAGAUUCGGUCUUGUUACUCAAAUGAAAGAAUUAGAUGAAGGCUUAGCUGAAGCCAUAUCAAGUCUUAUUUGGGUUGCGCCGCGAAUGCACACUGAUGUACAGGAGCUUAAGAUUAUUUCAGAUUUAUUGACAGCAAAGUAUGGUAAGAUAUAUGCAGAUGCAUGUCGUAGUGAAGAUGUGAACACAAUAAGUGAUAAAAUGAAACACAAGUUGUCUGUACAGAGUCCACCCAAGAUACUAGUCGAGAGAUAUUUAAUAGAGAUUGCUAAGAAAUAUAAUGUGGAAUAUGAACCUGAUGAACAAGUCAUGAGAGAGGAAGAAGGUCGAGAUGCUUUAUUAAUUGACAUCAAUGGUCCACCGAUGCCGCCAGGGUUUAUAGGCUUCCCGUCGCAGCCUCCCAUGCCACAGAUGCCUUCCAUGCCCAGCGUACCCACUCUGCCUGGACCUACUGUACAACCAUUCUCUUAUCCAACAGUUCAGCCAUCUGGAGGCAAAGCUGGUGGGUUUAUAGCAACCCCACCAGCCAACUAUCCGAGUGGCCCGAGUGGGUCACCUAUGAACUACAACUUGCCUCCCGGAGUUGAUUCUAAGAAUCUGAGCAACAGCUUCCUUCAGGAAGAAAUGCAUAAUCUACCGCCUGCUUAUGAUAGUAUUGCACAUGAUAUGCCGGCGCACGUGCCAACACCACAACCCAGGUCCCGUGUACCACAGAACUACUUCCCGGAGCUACCAGAAUUACCAUCGGUGCCAUCGGACCUACCACUACCAUCCGUACCACACAGCAAUAUUACAAACACUUCAAACGACUCUGCUACUGACGAAAUAGAUUUUGAAGAUCUUAACCGACGCUUCGAGGAGUUGAAGAAGAAAAAGUGAAGUACUCAAAUAACUAAGCACAUUAAGGGCAACCCUUAGUGUGAUUUCACAAACUUACCGGUAUAUUUUGGCACGUCGCUAAUAAGAGUAUGCUUUUGUCCGACGUGCCAACUUAAAUGUUAUAUAUACAAUGCUUUUGCUAUAGGAAAUUCCAUAAUAAGUUCUAGCUUUCUCAUAUACCUUUAGUUGUUUUUAAGAAGAUAACUUAAUGUUCUACACCUGCUGACUUGGUUCUUAGACAUGAGGACCUUAGAGAGAAAUAAAUAAGGGUUUUUAUAGAUUUACUUUGUAUUUUGUCUGUACACAUGAAGUUACAUUGGAGUUUCGUUCACAUUUUAGCCACGAUUUGAUUUAAAAUAAUAUGGCUCAUUUAAUAUUUAAAUGAACCUUUGCGAUUUUCCAUACUUUAGUUUUGCGUUAGUUUUUUAAGCUUGCUACACACGUUCAUUUUAAUUAACCAUUUGAUAAUUCAGAUAAAUCUAUUGUUUAAGUAACACUGAUAAACAGUUCUAGUUUUGUUAGAUUUAUUAUUAUAUUAUAUUAGAUUUAUUAUUAUUAUAUAUUUAUUAUUUAAACGAUUGUACUGUUCAUAUAAAGAGCGUGUGUAGCGGGCUUUAUUUCAUGCCUUUAUAUUGAAACUUGACAUUUCCACAAAAUAUUUUGUUUUCUUAUAGUAUGAUGGCUCCACCGUUGAAAUUAUUGUAGCGUCACUUUAUUUCGCCCAAGUUAUAAAAUAAAUUGAAAAUGUAAUACAUUUUUAAAAAUAGAACAAUGAAAUAUUUGAAAGGACGAAGUAAAUU
Molecule: messenger RNA, 2032 nt
Organism: Papilio polytes (common Mormon)
Lineage: Eukaryota; Metazoa; Arthropoda; Insecta; Lepidoptera; Papilionidae
Gene: Ist1
Product: IST1 homolog
Exons: 7
Coding region: 114-1232 (372 amino acids)
Biological process (GO): protein transport
Source: RefSeq, a predicted model, not a curated record